Vicia faba (fava bean) is the source of this 1350-nucleotide messenger RNA. The record is from the annotation of a GenBank genome assembly. Lineage: Eukaryota; Viridiplantae; Streptophyta; Magnoliopsida; Fabales; Fabaceae.
AUGCUUCCCCGGAAUAACCGUUACACUGUUCCGACGCUAUUCUUCCUCGCAUUGUUCCUUCUCUCUGUCUUCUUCUACUCAUUCUUCUUCUUCAACACAACCACUCUUCAAACACCUCUCUCUUAUAGUUCAGAUCUCUAUAUUCGAGUCAAACCUUCUCCGCUUCUCUCUCCGCCACCGCCACCGCCACCGCCACCGCCGCUAUCCUCCUCCAGCGGUGACGACGCUGUCAGUGUCGCUGAUCACGAAUCUGUUGAUGUUACUGAUUCCGGUAACGUUGAUGAUGCAGCUUUAGGUUUGAAGGGAUGUGAUUUGUAUACGGGAACAUGGGUGGAAGAUGAGAAUUAUCCGAUAUAUGAACCGGGUUCUUGCCCUUACGUUGACGAGGCUUAUGAUUGCAAGAACAACGGAAGGAAUGAUACUCGUUAUACGCAAUGGCGGUGGAAACCUUAUGCUUGUGAUCUUCCUAGGUUCAGUGCCAAUGACUUUUUGGAAAAACUGAGAGAUAAAAACCUAAUGCUGGUAGGAGAUUCUAUGAACCGAAACCAAUUUGAGUCCAUUCUGUGCAUACUUCGUGAAGGCCUACAGAAUAAGAGCAAAAUGUAUGAGAUGCAUGAUCAUAAAAUAACAAAAGGAAGAGGAUACUUUAUUUUCAAAUUUGAGGACUAUAAUUGUACAGUGUCAUUUGUGAGAUCUCAUUUCCUUGUAAAGGAGGGAGUUCGCUUGAAUGCACAAGGGAGUUCAAAUCCUACAUUAUCAAUAGAUCGAAUUGACAAGACAUCUAACCGUUGGAAGAGGGCUGACAUUCUCGUCUUCAACACCGGGCAUUGGUGGGCUCAUGGAAAAACUGCACGAGGAAUAAACUAUUACAAAGAAGGGGAUUAUCUAUAUCCAAAAUUUGAUCAAGUUGAGGCUUACAGAAAGGCUAUAACAACGUGGGGAAAAUGGAUCGACAAUAAUAUCAAUCCAAAAAGGCAGACGGUCUACUAUCGAGGAUAUUCUUCUGCUCAUUUCAGGGGUGGAGAUUGGGACUCAGGUGGAUCAUGCAACGGUGAAACCGAACCGGUUUUGAAUGGUUCCAUCUUGAAUAACUAUCCUUUGAAAAUGAAGAUAGUGGAAGAAGUGAUUCAGAGAAUGAAGAUUCCGGUAAAGUUAUUAAAUGUCACAAGGCUGACUAAUUUCCGCAAGGAUGGCCACCCAUCUGUCUAUAGUAAGAGCUUAGUGGAUGGAAAGAAAGUGUCCACGAGGCGGCAAGACUGCAGUCAUUGGUGUCUUCCCGGGGUCCCUGAUGCAUGGAAUGAAUUAAUUUAUGCCACUUUGGUUUUACAACAAACAAAUUCAAGGAAUUGA